Molecule: messenger RNA, 850 nt
Organism: Oryza brachyantha (malo sina)
Lineage: Eukaryota; Viridiplantae; Streptophyta; Magnoliopsida; Poales; Poaceae
Product: 30S ribosomal protein S6 alpha, chloroplastic
Exons: 2
Coding region: 41-697 (218 amino acids)
Biological process (GO): translation
Cellular component (GO): ribosome
Molecular function (GO): small ribosomal subunit rRNA binding; structural constituent of ribosome
Source: RefSeq, a predicted model, not a curated record
GGCAACACACCUCGCCUUCCUCUACUCUCUCGCGCUCUCGAUGCCGCCACCCAUGGCGCUCUCCACCGCCGCCCUCAUGCCCACGCUCCCGCCCUCCCCAUCGCCCUCGCGCCUGCGGAGCUGCCUGCCCGUCGCGCCUCGCAGGGCGGCAGCUCGGGCACGCGCGGUCUCGGCUGGGUACGCCGCGGGGUUCUACGGCGGCGCGGCGUCUACGGCCACUGGUGAGGACGACGAGGUGGGGGACGAGGAGGGGUCGUCCUCGGGGUUUGGCGCCGGGCUUGGCCUCGGAGGUGGUGGGCUCGGGAUGUCGGCUGCGGAGGCGGCGCUGGCGCUGGAGGAGCGGGAGAUGCCGCCGUGCCCGCCGGGGCUGCGCCAGUACGAGACCAUGGUCGUGCUCCGCCCCGACAUGUCGGAGGAGGAGCGCCUCGCCCUCAUACAGCGCUACGAGGAGCUCCUUGUUGCAGGUGGCGCCAUGUAUGUCGAAGUGUUCAACCGAGGAGUCAUCCCGCUGGCAUAUAGCAUCAGGAAGAGGAACAGCAGGACUGGGUUACCGUCCACCUACUACGACGGCAUAUACCUCCUUGUGACAUACUUCACGAAGCCUGAAUCCCUGGAUGCUCUGCAGAUGAGGCUUAAUGCUGAUGACGAUGUCAUCCGCUCAACCAGUUUCAAGGUCCGCAAGAGGAAAGCCUUUUAAGACCAGUUUCACCUGGACUGAGCUUCAGGUUUCCAUGUUUUGGGGAAUAUGUUUAUAUCACACAAGAAUGCUACUGCCAUGGGAGGAGAUUGUUUUUUCGCUGCAAUCCUUGAGAAAAUGUGUCGCCCUCCAUGUUGAUAAUUUUAGAAGAAA